Messenger RNA from Aspergillus chevalieri, 1104 nucleotides. RefSeq names its product glutathione-independent formaldehyde dehydrogenase. Gene Ontology annotation, molecular function: zinc ion binding; oxidoreductase activity. The transcript is spliced from 2 exons. The coding region runs from base 1 to 1104 and encodes 367 amino acids. The record is from RefSeq and is a predicted model, not a curated record. NCBI's taxonomy places the organism in Eukaryota, Fungi, Ascomycota, Eurotiomycetes, Eurotiales, Aspergillaceae.
AUGCAGGCCCUGGUCUACAACGGCACCCCUUACAACGUAACAAUUGCCAACGUCUCCCGUCCAACAAUCCAAAACCACACCGACGCCGUCGUCCGCAUCACCACCUCCGCCAUUUGUGGCUCCGAUUUGCACUUCUACCAUGGUCUCAUGGGCGGAACGCCCCCGUACGUGGUUGGCCAUGAAGCCAUCGGGUACGUGUCUGAGGUUGGAGACGCGGUUUCCUCGUUGUCGGUGGGUGAUUAUGUGGUCAUUCCGGAUAAUGCUGCCGCGGGUCAUUUGGAGAUGGUGCCCGAGGCGUUGGAUUCGUUUGGGGGUGGGACUGAGCUUGGUGGAUUGCAGGCUGAAUACGCCCGCGUCCCCUUCGCCGACGACUCCCUCAUUCCCGUCCCAUUGACCCACGAAACGACAAACUCCUCUAUCGAAUGUGACUACCUAACCACCGGCGACAUCUUCGCCACCGGCUGGAGCGCAAUUGACUACUCCGGCUUUCAACCAGGAGACACCGUCGCAGUCUUCGGUGCUGGCCCUGUUGGUCUCCUUGCCGCAUACUCCGCCCUCCUCCGCGGUGCAUCGAAUGUGUACUCCGUGGAUCGCGAACCUAUGCGACUUGAGCGCGCUGCCUCAAUCGGCGCUAUCCCCAUAAACUUCAAUGAAUCUGACCCCGUACAACAGAUCAUGAAACACGAACCCAACGGCGUCACCCGUGCUGUGGACUGCGUUGGUAUGGAAGCCGUCAACGCCCGCGGCGAGUCAGAAGAGGGUAUCAUCCUACGCAACAUGAUCAACGUGGUAGCUCAGAACGGCGGUAUCGGACAAAUCGGCGUGUACAUGCGACAGGAGACUUCCCCAGCUGCGCCACUGGGAGAUAGUAUCCCGCAGAACGUGCCGUUCGCCAUUUCGGAUUUCUUUCUUAAGCAUCUAAGAUAUGAAGCUGGGAUUGUUGAUCCGAAAGUUCUGGCACCGCAGCUUGUUGAGUUGAUUUCGGCGGGACGGGCGAGGCCGAGUUUUAUUUCGACGGCGGAGAUUCGGAUCGAUGAGGUGCCUAGGUAUUAUGAGAGGUUUGAUCGGAAGGAGGAGAUUAAGGUAUAUAUUCAUUUCCCUUGA